CACACAUCAGCGAGACAACGUUACCAGAGGAGGUAAGUUUAGAGUUCUUAGGGUAGGUUAAGGGAUUGAAUCUGCCUAGGCAUCGGGGAGAUUGCGAAUGAGACGCUGGUGAAUUUUAUAAAUAUACUUUUUAAAUCAGUGUGCGAUUAGGUUCGUGUGUUGUAUACUUGAUACGUUAGUGAACGCAUUUGGUUUUGAGAUUUAUUGUUUUAGAUGUUGCUGUAUGGUUUGUAUUAGUGACAGUUUAAAGUAAGAUAUGUUGCGAUAUUCGUUGUUAGGAUCGAGUCAAUGAGUACGCUAUGAUGUACAGCGAAAGGAAGACGGCGCGCUGAGUUGUUUUGAAUAAAUAACCAUAUAAUAUAUGAAAUAUUUAUGAUCUUGGUGCUUUCACUAAUUACCCCUUGAUGAAGCGGAGCUGUGAACUGUUUAUGAAAGUAGAACCCCUAAGUCCUGCUUAUGGUUUGGCAAACAGUGUUGGACCAACCUAAAGAAAAAAAGUAACGCUAGAAGGUCAAUGCGCCUCUUAGGGUCCACGCGCACCUUAGGGUCAACGCGCCUCUUAGGGUCCACGCGCACCUUAGGGUCAACGCGCCUCUUAGGGUCCACGCGCACCUUAGGGUCAACGCGCCUCUUAGGGUCCACGCGCCUCUUAGGGUCCACGCGCCUCUUAGGGUCCACGCGCCUCUUAGGGUCCACGCGCCCCUUAGGGUCCACGCGCACCUUAGGGUCCACGCGCGCCUUAGGGUCCACGCGCCUCUUAGGGUCCACGCGCCUCUUAGGGUCCACGCGCCUCUUAGGGUCCACGCGCACCUUAGGGUCCACGCGCCUCUUAGGGUCCACAGGGCAUUUAGGGGCCCCGGGACAAGGGGUAAAAUGUGUGGGGCAUGGGGACUAAGUGAUUUUCAUGCAUAAUAUAUUAUAUAAAUAUUGGCCAAAGAAAAUAGUAAGCAACUAUAAUCGGUUUUUUUUCUCUGACGAUAAUCACCAAAGAGAAGAUUUUGAGAGAUGAUCGUGUUUUGUUGACGUCUUGGAUGAAUAUAUUACUAUUACCAUUUUGGCUGAUUGGGUCAGUGAAUAAGCGACAAAACUGGCAAACAAAUAAACUUUUAUGUUCCUCAGUUGUGAUGUGUAGAAGGGUGAUUCAAAUUUAAGUUAGUGAGGUUUGCGGGAGGGGAGUGCAGUGGUUGAAAAAAAAAAUGACUUAAUGUUGCCCGGGCUGAAUUCCCAAAUUUGCCCCUAAAUGCAUGCUUCGAUUUACAUGAUGUUAGACCUAAGGAACCAAAAAAUGUUCCUCCAACCACCCACCCGCCCCACUGUCGUCUCCCCUUCGUACUCAGUCGGUACGUCAGUGGCGAUGCCUAGAGUUUUUUUAUCCGUGUCUCAAAACACUGACGUCACAUGUUUUUAAAACCUUCGAUUCAUGUUUCGGGAUUGACAUUCAUUAAAUAUGUUCAACAAAAAAUAUGCAUCUACCUUAGCAAAAUAAACUCCAGAAGCAUUUCAAAUCCAGAUCAGUAUUUAAACAUUGUUUUCUUUUUGAGUAAUCAUAACUCUGUGCGGAAGUUGAAAAAUUCUAUUUAGAUUAAGCGCAUAAACGAUUUGUUGUUAUAUAAUUUUUCCUAAUUACUGUAACUUCUUAAGCCAUGGCUUAAAACAUUUUUAAGCAAAUGGGUUAAGAGGGGGGGGGCAGUUUAAUGGUGAUCAAACACUUUUUGAAACCAUACUAUGGUUUGAAAAACGCACCUGAGUUGUUUUUUUUUAAGGAUUUUAGUCAACGCAUUGAUGGACAAAUUUCCUUCAUGUUCCUUUUGGAAAACAGAGGUUUGGGGGGUGGGGGCUGAAAAUUUGAUAAAACGGUUUGUCAUCGGAAACUACACUAUAUGACAAGUUUCAGCUCAAUAGCUUCACGAAAAGUUGGUGAGCUAGAAGUCCGAAUAUUUUUCAGCCCAUCCAAUCACGCACGAAGUUUAUAUAAAAAGAUAAUUUUAUAUAUAGGAUUUAAAGACGGCAACAUUUGAAAGACCCGACCAUACGGUGUCACCUUGGCUAGUUUAGGAGCACCAUCGGUUUCCACUAUGGCUUGUUUAGACCAGUCCAGGAAUACCAUUGGUUGUCACAAUUGCAAAUUUUGUCCAGUCCAGUAGCACCAUCGAUUGCCACACUGAUAAGAUUUAAACCAGUUUUAAGGGCACAGUAAGCUGAAACAGGGACAAAAUUAAACCAGUUUUGGGGCACUGUCAAGUUUAACCCAGUUUAGGGGCACUGUCAGCUGAAACACGGACAAGUUUAAACCAGUUUAGGGGCACUGUCAAGUUUAAACCAGUUUAGGGGCACUGUCAGCUGAAACAUAGACAAGUUUAAACCAUUUUAGGGGCACUGUCAGCUGAAACACGGACAAGUUUAGACCAGUUUAGGGGCACAGUAAGCUGAAACACGGACAAUUUUAAACCAGUUUAGGGGCACUGUAAGCUGAAACACUGGCAAGUUUAAACCAGUUUAGGGGAACUGUCAGCUGAAACACGGACAAGUUUAAACCAGUUUAUGGGCACAGUAAGCUGAAACACGGACAAGUUUAAAUCAGUUUAGGGGCACAGUAAGCUGAAACACAGACAAGUUUAUACCAGUUUAGGGGCACAGUAAGCUGAAACACGGACAAGUUUAAACCAGUUUAGGUGCACAGUAAGCUGAAACACGGACAAGUUUAAACCAGUUUAGGGGCACUGUCAGCUGAAACACGGACAAGUUUAAACCAGUUUAGGGGCACUGUCAGCUGAAACACGGACAAGUUUAAACCAGUUUAGGGGCACUGUCAGCUGAAACACGAACAAGUUUAAACCAGUUUAGGGGCACCGUCAUCUGAAUCACUGACAAGUUCAAAGCAGUCCAGCUGGUAUCCAUUCAGAGUUUGGUCAAGUGUUUUAGCCAUUUCAUUUCCAAUUGUUAUUCCUUUGAAGUUUUCAGUAAAGCAUGCUCCUGUGUCACUUCAAAAUAAUCAAUCGUCUCACAAAUGAAAGGUAGACAUUUUGUGGAAUCGCGAAUAGCAUUGCUUUUGUAGAGUGCCAAGUUACACGAAUGGUUUUUUUUCUAAUGUAGGCUUUUGACGAAUCCUCUAUAUUUAUAUUGUGCAUAAUCAUUAUUAAAACUUAACAUUUAUUGUUUCAAUCUACACAAGUAGUUUGUGUCUAAUUAAUCUACUUUAAAUAUUUAUCACAUUCCAACAAUCUUAUAAUUAAUCAAUGAAAAGAAGCAACGCUUGUUUAGAGUAUGUUUUCAUAAAGUUGAUGAAAAAAUCCGACAAUUUCUUUUAUAAGUCGUGGUAUUUUAAAGCCUGACAGUCUCACUGUAGUAAAUCAAUAAACAUUCCAAGGACAUAACUAUUAUUUGCCGAAGGAAAGACGACAUUCUUAGCAAUUCUCCCUCUACUAAAGAUCCAUGAAUGGUCUACAGUGUACAAUUCACUAAAGUAUUUUGCUGUGUGUAUGUGUACUCGCUAGUCGUCGCAUAACUAAAGACCUCAGCAAUGUUAUGGGCGUUUUUACAGCUGCUCGUUCAUAACGUUACAAUCCGGGUAUUCCUACUGCAGGAAUGAGGGCUAUAUCUAGGGUUGGUCUCCAGUUUAAGAACCACUUUAUUGAAGGUUCUAUAAAAAAAAAUUAGAUGUGAUAGAAAAAGAUUUUGCAGUCUCUCUUCAUAUUUAACAAAAGUGGAAAAUAAAGUGACUGAUAUGACAGUAAGAGGUUAUUGUUGUCUGGACCCAAAAAUAUGGGCUUCCUAGACACACGCCUCCAAAGAUCUCGAUCUGGAACUAUUGGCAAAGGGCUCUUCUUCUUCUUCUAUAUAUUAAGGGCCCACGAUCAAUUUAUUUCUCAUUUUGGCUCCUAUGCAUGUAGAGCGGAUUUGCUAUGUUUCUGUGCCUGGUGUUGUUGAGGACAUUUCAAUGAUCUCCAGUGUCACUUUGUGAGGGAAUCAUGUGCUGGGGGUUUAAAUGCUUGAGGCAAUAGACACAAAUGUGUCUAGUGUUGUCACCUCAACUGUUCUUUUUGAAAGCUUGUUCGAGUCCCUGAUUGUCUUGGGCAGGAAUGAGCAGUUCCUAUACUGGCUUCUUGCUGGUAUGAGCCGGAAUUGCCUGUCAUUGCCUCGUCACUGUUUAUGGUUGAGAGGGACAAGUUUCUGUUUAAUACUGGCACAGUGGACCAGCCCAUUAUGUAUCUUGUACUUAAUGGAGAGCCUGGAUUGUCGUCGUCGUUCCUCCAAUGGUGACCAGGCUAUUAUUGUACCUAUUCCCUUUAACACUUUAUUACUGUUUUUAUUAACAUCUUGGUUCGCGGACUGCAAUAUCUCCUGGUCUACUUAGACAGGUUGUCUUUUAAUUUUUAACCUAAACUCAUGCCUACCUACAACACUUAUACUAAAGAGGACAAGACUAAGAAUGUACGCUUCUAAACUCGAUUAUAUUGUGUUUAAAGAAGAUGACUGAUAUAAUGGUCUUUGAUCGCCUAUAUUGGUAUCAAAAGCAUAACAAGAGCAUUAAUGCGAUCGUGUCCAGCUUCCGAGACUGUGCAAUAACAAUUCAAAUUUAUUCGCCGUAAAUUACGCUCCAUAACUGAUUGUCUCAGAGAAAAGUCUCAUGCACUGAAGUAACUCUUGGAUCUCUUAAUCUUAAUAUGCGACUUAAGGAAAUGGUUUCGUUGGGCCGUCGAGCGCGAGCUCUCAAUGCUAUCCCCCCGGUACACCUCUACACGGGCCAGACACCGGGAACCUCCCCCCAGUCGACUUUCCCAAAGGGUCUUGGCGGAUUUGCUUCAACUCCGGGGGAAAAGGUGUGGCCUUACCUCCCCCUCCCCCCCCACCACCCAGGGAGUCUUUCAGUCGGGACGGAAAGCUGGGACGAAACGGUGGCCUAGGUGCGGCUUUCUAACGGCCACCUAGCUGAAAUCAUCGGCAUGGGUUUUAACCGCCACCCAAACCUCAUAUCCAUCAACGGCAACAGUUAAUCAGUACCAACCGAUUGACCAUCGAUGAUACGGUCAAGGGUCCUUUAUUUCUUGGGUCGUGGGGGUGGUCCUGAUUCAAAAUGAAUUCAUUAUUGGCAUGAUUGUUGUAUUUAAGAUAUAUUUUUUUUACUAAUAAGACAUUACAUAAAAUAACAUUGCCUCAAGAGUUCUACAUUUAAGUAUUUCGGCAUAUAUCGAUAGUUUACAGAAAAUAACAUCACCCUAAAGAAUCUCAUUUCAAGUAAACCGGUUCCACUCGAGAUUUUAUGAGAAAAAAAGUGUUGUUGAUAAAUAUUUCUACAUUUUGCAACAAAAGUUUGUACACGCUUUAAGCUUAUUUUUAAUGUAUUAAUUUAGUUUUAUUUAUUUGUUUAUUACAUUGACGAUAUGUUAUUUUAGAGCAUUUUCAUUCCCAUUUUUUACUUGUUUUCUUCUAUAAAUUUAAAAUUCAGACAAAGAACGGAAAAUUAUAUCAAAAAAGAUCCCAAGUAAUCCAGGAUGACAAAAAUCUCUUUCACCCUCCUGACAGUAUGCCUGUUCGUGGGUAAGUUUUUUUUUGCCUCGUUAUAGAGAUGAGUCAUCAUUUUAUUUGAUUUACCCUAAAAAAUCUCCUACAUUCUACCACAUUUCCAAUUUUCUACCACAUUUCCUAUGUUCUACCACAUUUCCUGUGUUCUACCACAUUUCCUAUGCUCUACCCCAUUUCCUAUGAUUUACCUCAUCACUUAUGUUCUAACACAUCAAAUGUGCUCUACCACAUUACCUGUGUCCUACCACAUCACAUUUGUCCUACCACAUCACCUAUGUCCUACCACAUCACCUGUGCUCUACCACAUCACCUGUGUCCUACCACAUCACAUGUGUCCUACCACAUCACAUGUGUCCUACCACAUCACCUGUGUCCUACCACAUCAGCUGUGUUCUACCACAUCACAUGUGUCCUACCACAUCACCUGUGUCCUACCACAUCACCUGUGUCCUACCACAUCACCACUGUUCAACACCACAACCUUAAGACAUGUUUAUCUCUACCCUUUCGCGUAGUAAAUACGCUUUGAGCCUGAGACUACGGCAAUAAUAAUUGGGAUUUUUACAGUAAAAAUUUACCGCAUUUUUUGUGGUAACACCGUGCGCAAUAGAAUAAGAAGACAGUGUUGGUGUUUUGCAAUCUCUAUCUUAAUGAGUCAAUUAAAAUGUAUUUCCUUUAGAUGUUGCAAGUCACCUUACUUUAACCUCAAUAUUGCUUAUCGAUUGGUUCUGCCCUUAUGUUAUGGUGGAUUCCCUUUGAUUGCGCACGUUUACCAAGUUUCAGAUGUUUUUUUGUUUAAAAAAAAAAUAACUAACUUUUGUAGCAUAAUACCGUGAUACCCUUGGAGGUGUCUUUCAGUCUUUCUGUUCAGUUCACCUAUCAACAAAUUAAGUGGUAGCUAAAGUGUUCAAUUAUUUCAUUAAAAUCAUUCAUUAUUUAAAUGCAAUUGUCCUAGCUUUUAAUGGACUGGAUAGCCAUUUAAAUAUAAGAAAAUAUGCAUGUGUCAACUAUGUGUACUAUGACCAAAAAUAAAACGGUCUGUCUUUUGUCUACUAAGUAUUAGACUAACUUUUCGCUAAGCUCAACAUACUUUUUUCGGCUUUACGUAAUGAAAAUAAAACAUGCUAGCUCUAACAAUAGUCAAGAUAGAAAUGGAAGCUUACGGCAGGAUUCGUUGUUCUACCCUAUGCUACUCAUUUGAUAAAAGUAGAGGCAAGCAGAAGAAUUUACGAUAUGAUACACGAGCGCAGCACUGUUAAACUAGCAAUGGAAGAUUUUUUUUUUUUAAAUUUAAAAUAUAACAUCUAGCCUUAAAAGAUAAAUUUAAGGACUUUUUUCGUAGUUCUCUCAUAAAACUGCAAAAUUAACAUUAAAUGCAACCAUUUCAAUUUUUUUUUUAAUGCUGUUCUUGACAAUUCUUCCCACUUCGUUGGCUCAGUCCUGCGUCUCUGCAUAUAUCUGUUUUGUAUCUCAACCAUAUUAAUACUGGAAAGAAUAGUAUAAUGAUAUAUAUGAUAUAUGACCCCGUUUGAGGCUUAGAGGAUGAUAAAUUAAUUAAUUGUUUGUUUUAUGUAGUCAGGGUCUAGGGUUAAUAAAAUAGUGCCUAACAACAAACAUUUUUACAGACAGCGAAUGGUUAGGAGAUCAACAAAGGUUGAUCAAGUCAUCACAGCUACACUCAACAACAUUUAUUGAUAUCAAGCAAAUCUGCAGGACAGUCCUCAUGUGCCAUCUGGAGGCCACAAUGUUAAGGAAAAAUCAAUUAACUUUUUUGCGUACUUCUGGCGUCCAUUUCUGGAUCUUCUCAAUCAAGCUCUCUAUUCAUGUGUCCAAAUAUGACAACCUAAUUACAGAUAUUUCAUAGACAAAAAGUAGGUGUUCACUCAAACAUUAACUUUCCUCGCAAGAAAAAGACAUAGACUCCAUAUUAGUUAGAAAAAAAAAUCUAUUUGUGGGAGCUAAAUACAUGUUCUAGAAGUCAACACAGACUAGAUAAAAUGCUAAACUUUUACAUGACUUUGAAAAUCAAGGCAAAAAAUCGUGCAAUCCUUUUAAGUAACCUGAUAAAUGAUAUGCGCUAUUACUAGGAAAAUUAAUAAAUAUACACUUGUAUGUAUCGUUUUGAACUUUCCUAAGACCUUUGAUCCUUAUUAAAAAAAUCGGAAGAUUAUAUCAUGUACAUUUAUUUGUCUUAACUUGCAGUUAACUUGAUGUCCCUACACAAUUUUUUUUUUAUUUUGAUUGCAAACCAAACUACUCUUUGGAGAUUGAAAACAUGCCUAUUGAGAGCUAAAAGCUACUCUAAAAAUAACCCUGGGGUAUCCAGGUCUCCAUCUGUGUACCACCAAAUCUGCCGUGUUCUACCGGAUCACUUGUACUCUACCAUGUCACACACUUCCAAACAGCAUCCGAUUUCUUAGGCUACAUCCGAUUUCUUAGGCUACAUCAUGUUUCAAACUAUAUCAUAUACUUGUACUCAAUUAAAAUAUGCGCAAAAUACCAUGCUGGAAGUGGAUCCUACGGACAAGUGUAUAUUUUAAAGCUCAUAACAAAUUCUCUUGUUUCAUAAAUUAUUAAAUCAUUUUAUUAGUUGAUUUUGAUACAUAAUAAAGCAGAACAAUGUUUUUAUUUAUACAGCAACUAUCGACAUUGCCUGGGCUGUGUGUCCUACAUGCAAUGCGCCUGGCACUUAUACGUGCAGGUAAGUGCACUGACUCUUUCUUUUUAAAGUUUUUUUUUUAUCCAACAUGUGUUCAGCACAUAAGUUUCUUUAGGAAUAUGCAGAAAAUAGUAAGAGUUAAUGUUUAAAGUAUGUGUUUGCUAUGGUUUAAAAUGUCUGUUUAACGAAGAUGGGUAGUUAUUGAUCUAAUGUUUGUGCUUGCGGUUCAGCACCAAGAGACCCUGGCCUCUACAGGGCUGCUGGUUGACUGGUAACUAGGCGCGAAUGUGCGCCCGGUGAAGCUAAAAGGAUUCUCAGGCAAUUCGUCUGACUCACAAGACAAAGGUGAGAGCUGAUUUGGCUUCUCUCCCCGUGAGCGCGUAAAGUAAAUAGAAUCAGAUCAUUAUUCUACAAGUGGCAAGAUAAUGAUCGUCUGGGAGAGGGACUUUGGAACCCCAUCCUAAUUUGAGGAUCGGUGACGGGGCUAAUUUCGAAUGAAUGCGUUGGUGUUACUUGGGGGCACUAGGCAAGUUCCCGCCGGUCACAUACCCAAGAAACUAAUAGUUAUAUAGCUUAACUGUUGUUGGGUCGCAGAGAAAAUAGCUAAACUCACUAAGUUGAUAUAUGACGGGGUUGUGGACGUUGAACUACGAGAAGAGACCCAACUGAAGAAGCAACCUGUGGCAAACGGGCUUCUCAGUCUACCACUGUACACGUUUACUGUGUAGAAGGCAGAAAACUAUAGUAAAAAACAAACUCACAGCAAACAAUCUUGGUGGAACAGACUCUCUGACCCUGGAAGCUAUCCAUAAGUCACUGGGAAAUGUACACCAUAAUCUACAGAGUUUGAAGCUUGUGAGACUUGGUGUUUUUGAAUUCUACUAUUGAAGAUCGCAGUUCUUCCAAUUUUGAAUUAAAGGAGCACGUAACACGCAUUUAUUUGGUGCCAUCUUAGAUGACGAGAACAAGAUUGAAACAAAUGGAGGAAAGGUAACAGUGCAAUCGUUAUCAAGUCAACUAGACGUGAAGUGCAACGAUACCGUAAACAGUCUGGCAAAAACGUUGGAAGCCCAGUCCCAAAUCAGAAUCACCAGUCGCUGUUGUCGGUGUCAAAGCUAGCUAGUAGACCUCUUCAGGAUAGAGUGGUACGGAAAAAUCGGCAGACAGGACGAUGUACAGAGGUGUAUUCGCUGACCUGCCGAUACCUACUGGUCAAAAUCCCUAGUGGUAAUAAAACAGCACCUACCGGGCUUCCAAAUGUGACGCUUCAUAGUUGGAAGCAAAGACAGAGACAGGGUAUGGAUCAUGAAUACAAGGUGCCGUUAAUAGAUAUAAGACUAGAGGCGAAGGUGGAAACCGCUAGCCGUUGAUUCUAACUACACAGCCCCGAAAAAGCUGCUCCUUGGUGACCGGUUCGUUCAAGCUUCUUAGCGAAUUAGUUGCGUUUUGGAAACCCACUGUAGGAAACCCUCUGAAAGGGCGUCCAACGCUUUCUUGGGAUGGGUGGGGGAAGAUAUUAGGACGUAUAUUUACUAUCCUGACUCCCUGGAGAGUUGGCUGCGCACGCUUUAAACGCAGCGUUUUCGGUCGACCGGAUAUUUUCGGGCGGGGAAAGCUUCCAUUCGCGAGUGUACUCGAGGCACUGCGGGUGAGGGGAGGUUGCCGGCAUACUACCGUACGGUCUGGUGGCGGGAAAAACUGGCGUCUGGCCCUUGAGGAGGUGUGUCGGGAGGGGCAUUAAAACGGCCCUUUGACGUCAUUUCCCAAUCAGAAAGUUUUGUGGAAAUUUGAUUCCGACACAAAAGUCAGCACCUAGAUAUGUCCUACUAUCUGAUACAUUAACAGGCUUGACAGCAAACGGGAUUCGACCUGUCGGCUUUGCCUGCUGGCCCCGGAAACCCUAGAUUAUCUUUUCACUGAGAGUCCUGCAUUGUAUGUUGCUGGGGAAACCGACGUUACAUGUCUAAGGCCAGCGGAUGAAGCUGUUUUCCAAUAAACUAGCAGGGGCUUUAACUCGUAAUCUCAAAUCCCAACCACUAUACGUAUGUUAGUUAGUGGAGUCAAAACUGUAAAAGCAGAUGUCUAUUGAUGAUUAACAUAGAUGAGAUUCAGGGCUUGAUUAAAAUGUUUUAUAUGGCAUGAAAUUUUUUUUUUAAAUUAUAGGAAUAGACAAAGCCACUAAAAAUGCUCAGUCAAGCUGGCAAGGUAGAGGAGAUGUUUCAUUCAGAAACAGAUGCUCAUUCGUUUUGUUAAAUUCUUUUUCCAGCUUGUAUUCUACUUACAUGACGUGUCUGGAUACGAUUGCCUCUGACGCCACGUGCAUUGCUGAGGAAAAAACUAACGCUGCAGCAAUCGCUUCAACAACAAGGACAGCAAUGGCUCUUUUAGGCUGCUCAGGUAUUCAAUGUAAACUUCAUGCUAAUCUUGGGCAGAAAAUAUAUUUAUCAGUAUAAAUUAAAAUUUUAGAGUGUAUUUUGGUGCAUACUUUAUUUUUUGAUUUUCAUCACUAUACAAAUAAUCUGAGAGCAACUAAAGACAUGUAAGCAGAAUUUUAGCUGUCCCUUGUCUGGGUUGUGCUUAUGAUCUGCCGUAGGAAAUCGACUCCUUAACAUGUAAGAUCAAAUUCUUGUGAGUUACCCCUUUGCUUUCAUUGGGUAGCCGGAUGUUUCGCCGCUAGGGUGAAAAAUCGAGGAAACUCAUCUCCGAAAAGGGAGUGAAAGUCCUCAAGAUGAAGGUCUCAAGGGUCCAUAAGAGCUCCGGCUCAGGUCAUGGAUGUAAUCCCAUGUGUAACAUUUUAAGUCAGGAGAGGCGAAAUUAAAGCAAUCGAUGUAAUAAAAGACUGGGAACAUACUGUUAUUGUUCCAUGAAUUAUCGUGACAGAGUAUCUAACACAGAGAUUUUCGAACAUGCCAAGAUAUUAAGUACAUUAUCUACUCUUUAUAAGACGUGCCUCUUAUUGCUAGACCAUGUAGGGAGAAUGUGGGAAAGCCAUAUUCCAAAGAAUCUGAUGUAUUGAGAAUUGUCAGAGUGGGCAAGACUUAUUGGGCGAAUACGGCUCCGAUUUAAGGAGAUUACAAAGGAUCACGAGGGAAGCAAACAUAGAUAUCAAAGAACGGAAUAUCAUCGCUGAGCUCCGUUUUAGGUUAUGAAGAGCUAUGUAUAAGGAGUCGAAGAGUCAGAAUAAGCAAGAAACUAAGUCAUCACAACAAAAAUGGCAUUUCGAAACACCAAAGUAAAGCAAGGGUCAAUUUCUCUCAUCAGAAGUGCAGCCAAGAAUGUCAUUACAGGAUCGGCUACGAGAGCCAUUUGAUCAAGCGUCAAUAGCUAAUCCAUUGUCUCUUGAAGGCUUAAUGAUUUCAUAUAUAUAUAUAUAUAUAUAUAUAUAUAUAUAUAUAUAUAUAUGUAUAUAAAUUGUUACGCACUAACUUGUAUUGGGAGAAAUUAAUUUCCUAUUUUAAUUUUAAUUGGCUCGUUGUUAACAGUGCCUAACAAAGGACGAUACCAUUGAAUCAACAAUAUUAAAGAUACGACAAAAACAGUUUCUAGUUAAAAUAAAUAAGAUUUAUUAAUGUCUUAAGAUAAUUACAAAAGAAAAUAAAAUAUAAUUACAAUCUUCAACUUACAGUAUGGUAGAUCUUGUACCGGUACACAGUUAACACAAUUAGAAAUAAUGAUGCCAAUAAAUAAUGCGAAAUAAACACAUAUGAGCACACAAAUACAAAAAGAAUAAACACGCCUCGUAAUGUUAAGAAAAUCUAUCUGAAAAAUCUCCGACCUCUCGUCCGUGCCUGUCAAUCCCUUAUAUAGGUGGGUCUACCGACGCCCAAGCCCUGCCUUCGAGCAGCUACAUGACAUUUAUAGAACAAUAAGAUUCAUUCUACAAAAUACUAUUUGGAACAGAUUAAUUAUUUUUAGUGGUUGGCAGCAUAAACACAAAAUAUAUCAAAAGACUACGCCAUACCCCUUGUGAACACAGCGUCUCAUGCGGGGUCAAUCAGAGGGCACGCACGAGAAAUAUUAUGUAAACAAGCUCUCUAUAACAAAAUAUAUAUAUAUUUAUAUAUAUAUAUAUACAUUUAUAUAUAUAUAUAUAUAUGUGUGUGUGUGUGUAGUGUGUGUAUGUGUGUAAUACAGUAAUAACUCAAUCCUUCGUGGGUUUUCACCUUGAAUUCGUUCUGUCAAUUUUCGCCAACUCCCAGAAUUGUGUAGGUUUACAAUCUACGUAUUUUACAAUUUUAUAUAGUUACUAUAGGAAUCAUUUUUUCUGGUAAUGUAAGCAUUUUCUAGACUAAAUAAUGGAAAGUAAUAUAAAUAUAACUUUAAUUCAAAGUUAUUAAAAUAAUUUAGGAAUUUAUUAAGUUUUAAAAUAGAUAUAAAUCCUACCUGGCAAUUUUUUUCACAUUUUGUGAGGAAAAAAAGACGGUGGGGGGGGGGCUGCUAGGAUCGUAAACCGUUCGAUAUUCAAGGUAUUACUUUAUAUCUCUAGCCUCCUUUUUGGUGCGGCCUGGUCCUAAACAGCACCUUGAAGACGAGUUAGUUCGAGGCUUGUCGUGACGUCACCUAUGUAGAAUUUGACCUUGUUCGUCAUCCAAUGAUUCUAACCUGCUUAUUUCAGGUGUGUCUGGACUCGCCUCAUCCCUGAGUCUCAUUCUUGCCUUCAGUGGCCUUGCCUACCUGUUGAGCAACAAACGCUAGAGGCCCAGAAAACGCAUAUCACCUCACCCGGAUUUCUUCAAGCAAAGUUUAUCAUAGAAUUUCCGACCUAGACUAUUUCCUUAUAGAGUAGAAGUAUUACAGAGCUAUUAUAUAUAAUGUUUAUAGUGAUUAAGCAUGUUUGUGAUAUUUUAUUCCAAGUCAAAUAAAAUAGCAUCUAAAAGCGUUUUUGCAGGAAAAGUGUUGAAAUCUAAAAAUUAUAAUUCGCUAAAAUAAGAAAGAUUCAUUUUCUUUCCGUUUUCGUAAAUUUUACUAGAAUGGGAAACCAUUUUUUUAAAAAAUUAUAUAUAAUUUAUGUCUAUUUCAUCAAAAUAAAAUUCGAAAAGUAGUGUUGUAGAAGCAAAUUGAUUAAUAUUUAUAUUUUCUAGCCACUUGAUAGACGUUAAUGUUUUACUUUUAUGCCUUUACCUUUGUAAUAACAAAUUAAAACUUCCUCCCUUUUCUUGAUAUAAAUAACACGUUUAUUAAGUUUAUUUUUUUAACAUUAUUUGAUUUUGUUUUUCAAAAUUUAUACACAUGCAUCUUCAUGGAUUUGUGCUAGAUUUGUCCUAAAUGAUGCCGCCCAUUUGCCCAUUUGUUUUUAAUACAAAAAUAGCGUUUACAAUAUUUCACUAAAUAACUUUUUAAUAAAAAUAAAAUAUCCAUUUUG
Molecule: messenger RNA, 13544 nt
Organism: Lymnaea stagnalis (great pond snail)
Lineage: Eukaryota; Metazoa; Mollusca; Gastropoda; Lymnaeidae
Source: the annotation of a GenBank genome assembly